This is a messenger RNA of Strongyloides ratti, 996 nucleotides long. Its product is annotated as Casein kinase I. The transcript is spliced from 3 exons. The coding region runs from base 1 to 996 and encodes 331 amino acids. Gene Ontology annotation, cellular component: nucleus; cytoplasm. Gene Ontology annotation, biological process: signal transduction; peptidyl-serine phosphorylation; negative regulation of canonical Wnt signaling pathway. The record is from RefSeq and is a predicted model, not a curated record. NCBI's taxonomy places the organism in Eukaryota, Metazoa, Nematoda, Chromadorea, Rhabditida, Strongyloididae. Gene Ontology annotation, molecular function: ATP binding; protein serine/threonine kinase activity.
AUGUCUCUCUUACCGAGUUCUGGGGCAUAUACUAAGGAUUUUGUGGUUGGGUUGAAAUAUCGUGUUAAACGAAAAAUUGGAUGUGGAUCUUUUGGAGAUAUCUUUUUAGGAAUCAAUAUAACCAAUGGAGAGGAAGUUGCUAUUAAAAUGGAAUCAUCAAAAGCUCGUCAUCCACAGCUGAUGUAUGAGUAUAAAGUUUAUAGAAUUCUUAAUGGUGGCGUUGGUAUUCCUCAUAUUCGAUUCUUUGGUGUUGAAAGAGAAUACAAUUGUCUUGUCAUGGAUUUACUUGGUCCAUCACUUGAAGAUCUUUUUACAUUUUGUGGUCGACGUUUUACAAUGAAAACAGUUCUUAUGUUGGUUGAUCAAAUGAUUGGCAGAAUCGAAUAUGUACAUGUUAAGAAUUUUAUCCAUAGAGAUAUUAAACCAGAUAAUUUUCUUAUGGGCAUUGGCCGUCAUUGUAACAAACUUUUUUUGGUAGAUUUUGGAUUAGCUAAGAAGUACAGAGAGACGAGAUCUCGUGUACAUAUUCCUUAUAGAGAGGAUAAGAAUUUGACAGGAACUGCUAGAUAUGCUUCAAUAAAUGCUCAUCUUGGUAUUGAGCAGAGUAGACGUGAUGAUAUGGAAUCAUUGGGAUAUGUUCUUAUGUACUUUAACAGAGGAACUUUACCAUGGCAAGGAUUAAAAGCAGCUAAUAAAAAACAAAAAUAUGAACGCAUCAGUGAUAAGAAAAUGUCAACACCAGUUGAGGUGCUUUGCAAAGGAUUUCCAGCAGAAUUUUCAAUGUAUCUUAACUACAGUCGCGGUCUAAGAUUCGAUGAAGCACCGGAUUACAUGUACUUAAGGCAAUUAUUCCGUAUUCUUUUCCGUACACUUAGCCAUCAAUAUGAUUAUACUUUUGAUUGGACAUUAUUGAAACAAAAAGCUGCUACAAGAAUGCCACAACAAACUGAGGCAAUUGAAUUAAACCAAUCUCAAAGUGGAAAUGAAGCGAAAUAA